Molecule: messenger RNA, 1336 nt
Organism: Triplophysa dalaica
Lineage: Eukaryota; Metazoa; Chordata; Actinopteri; Cypriniformes; Nemacheilidae
Gene: pax4
Product: paired box 4
Exons: 8
Coding region: 164-1324 (386 amino acids)
Biological process (GO): anatomical structure development; regulation of transcription by RNA polymerase II
Molecular function (GO): DNA-binding transcription factor activity, RNA polymerase II-specific; RNA polymerase II cis-regulatory region sequence-specific DNA binding
Source: RefSeq, a predicted model, not a curated record
UGCGUUAUUUACCUUUUCCUAUCUGGACAGUACGUCAUCUUGAUAAGGGCACUAGGUUAUAUAUAAGAAGUCAGGCGUGUAGAUCAUGAGUGGGCAGCGCGCGAGGGCCACGCAGGACUUUCAUUUUCAGAAGAACAGCGCAUUUUGAUAUAAUAGACUUUCGAUGACUUUUUUGCAAGGAGACCAGGCUACCUCUGGAGUGUGCGGCGCAAAUUCUGAUCUGACGAAUGAAGAGGAAGGGAGUUUGAAUCAGCUGGGUGGUGUGUUUCUGAAUGGUCGUCCUCUGCCCGUCUAUAAACGGAAACUGAUGAUUGAGCUCGCCACCGAGGGCGUAAGACCAUGUGAGAUCUCCAAAAUACUAAAGGUCUCCAAUGGCUGCGUCAGUAAGAUUUUGGGCAGGUUUCAGCGCACAGGGGUCAUUGGCCCUAAAGCUACUGGAGGCAGCAGACCCAGACUCCUGACUCCUGAAGUCAUCUCCACCAUAGCGCAGUAUAAACGACAGAAACCCACACUCUUCGCCUGGGAAAUCCGACAAAAACUGGCAGCGGAUCGAGUGUGCAGAGAAGAUAGGGUCCCCAGCGUGUCCUCCAUAAACCGUAUUUUAAAGAAGAUUCAUCUUGACACUGCAGAUAUGAUGGGUGGUACAUACCCAUGUGUACAACACAACUACACAGGUGAGAGAGUGUAUGAACAAAUGAAUGAGCAGGCAACGAGUUUCAAUAUAAUGGACAAGCAACUAUUAAACACAAAUCAGCAAGACACCUCCAAUCGCACCAGAAGCGCUUUCAGUCCGAAUCAGUGCCAGAGAUUAGAGAAAGAGUUCAUCCAUGGGCUUUAUCCAGACCUGCUAACCAGAGAAAAGCUGUCGGAAGAGACUAAUCUUCCUCAGGACACCACAAAGGCUUGGUUAUCCAAUCACAGAGUAAGAAUGAGAAGAGAGCAAACAGAACCUAGCAAAUGUGCACCGUUGGGUAUGAGCAGGCCAGGGUUUCUUAGCAAGAAUGCUUUGAUUUCCUUGUCAGAGUCUCCAGCUGGGCUGGACAGCUAUUUGAACAACAACAGUGCAGCGGCAUAUCAGGCACAAUCCGCUUUUCCAGUGGCCCAUCAGACCGACAAAACUGCCUUCCCAUCGGUUAACUUGAGCUCGAAUGCCUUUCCACUGGAUAAUCACGCAGAUACUUUAAUGCAGUUAUCUUACCAGGGAAACCAGGAGUCUGUGCACCGAUUGGUUCCCUUGAACACAGAUGAAAGGAUUUUUGAGGCUAAUUGUUCACAGUGGGCUUCUCAUCAGAGUUUGAUGGGACAGGAUGCUUCCAUGUUUUGAGUUCGGCGGACA